AUGAAUUUGUACCAUCAAUUUCAAGUUGAUGAAGCAUUUUUGGAAGACCCAAUUCGAGUAACGAACGAAUUAUCAGAGUUUGAAUUUAUUCCAAAGUAUAGUGAGCUCAAUUACUCAAUUCACAUGCUAAGAUCACUUGCGUUGAAAUGGUUCAUAUAUUUGUCACUAUUAACUGCUAACCUUCUAGGAUUUAUACUAUUUUUAAAAGGGUUUUUUCCUUCAAAAGUUGUUCUUCCUGGAUUAGGUACUUUUUUACAAGAUGAAAAUCAAUCACCAUUUUUGAACGAAAGAAAACAACCACAAUUCGAGAAAAUUAUAUUAAUGGUAGUGGAUGCAAUGAGAUCGGAUUUUUGUUUUGGGGAAGACUCUAAUUUCAAAUUCUUACAUCAAUUAAUCAAUGAAGGUCAUGCUAUACCAUUCACUGCAUUUUCAAAUCCACCAACUGUAACUUUACCGAGAUUGAAAGGGAUAAGUAGUGGAGAGACCCCUAGUUUCUUAGAUGCGAUAUUGAAUGUUGCUGAUGAUUAUGAUAACACACAGGGAUUACAUGCCCAGGACUCUUGGAUAAAGCAAUACAAAAAUUUGAAUAAAACAAUAAAUUUUUUUGGAGACGAUACAUGGUUAAAAUUAUUUCCUAACGAGUUUAGUGAAUUUGAAGGAACAAACUCCUUUUUUGUUAGUGACUUUACCGAAGUAGAUAAUAAUGUUACCCGUCAUUUGGAUCAUCAAUUGAACAGUAAGGCAUGGGACGGUCUAAUUUUACAUUACUUAGGUUUAGACCACAUAGGUCACAAAAGUGGUCCCUAUUCAGUAUAUAUGAAAUCCAAGCAAAUUGAGAUGGAUAAUAUCUUGAGACGACUUUAUAAUUUUACAAAUGAAAAUCAAGAGACUUUAUUGAUUUUAAUGGGAGAUCAUGGAAUGAACGAAGUAGGUAAUCAUGGGGGAUCAUCUGCUGGUGAAACUUCAGCUGCAUUAACAAUAAUAUCUCCUAAAUUUAAUAAACAAAAUCCUAUUGCUCCCUUGCCAAAAAAUUCAGAUUAUAAAUACUACAAUUCAGUAUUUCAAAUUGAUUUGGUACCUUCUUUGGCAAGCUUAUUAAAUUUUCCAAUUCCGAAGAAUUCACUAGGAGUAAUUACAAGAGAAGUAAUUGAACUUUGGCCUGAAAAUUUACAAAUUAAAAUUAUGUUGGAAAAUUGUAUUCAAAUGAUGAAAUUGUAUGACGCGAAGUAUGGAAAUGAGGGACAACUUUCGAGAGAAUGGGAAAAGUUAAAAUCUGGACACGGUUUAUUGGACGAGUACUACUGUUUUUUACAAGAAGUUCAAUUAAAAAUGGCUUCAUCGGCAACGAAUUAUAAUUACGAUGAUAUUUACCUAUCAGCGAUCGUGAUUUUAAUUUCUACUAUUGCAAUCAUUUCAAUUUUUAAUUUGUAUUUUUUCACCCUGUCAAACGUUAAGCAAAGUUUCGUCAUAAUUUUUCUAAUAUUUGUUUUCAUUUACUCAAUUCAUUUUCAUGGAUCUUCCUUAAUUGAAGAAGAACAUCAAAUUUGGUAUUUUGCUACAUGUUUGAUUUUGAUAUAUUUUGGGUUUAGCUUUUUCAAAGUAUUGGACAAUAAAAUGAAUUUAAUUAAUUUUUGUUUAUUGUUCUCUUGCAUAAGACUCUUAAAAUCAUGGAAUAAUAGUGGUCAAAAAUGGUUCACCCAAUCCAACAUAGCAUCUUAUUUAUGCAAUGACGGUGAUGAUAUUCUUUGGAUAUUGAUAGCAUUGACUUAUAUUGUAUUCACGUUGGCUAUAGUGUUUCAAGGAAACACAAAUCAAAUUCCAAGAUCAUUCAAAUGGUUAUUAUUUUGGAUUUUUCAAAGUUAUAACAUCAAUAUUAAUCAUCCUGAUUUAAAAUUUGAAUUGCAAACGAUAAGCAUACAAUUGUCAAAAAUAAGUUCCUAUUUGCUACUAUUUUUAGUAGUCGCUAGACUCCUUAUCGGAAGAAUCAAGGGCAUAAAGUUUGGCACUAUAACUGAUUUUACAAACAUUUUCACAAUCUUUUUAAUAAAUCAAACUAGACAUGCAAAUAUCCCAAUUUUUUUGGUUUUAAUGGUUGCAAAAUUUACACUAUCUAAAUUAUGUCACAACAAAUCUUCAUCUAUAGACAACUAUGUUUUAUCAAUUACAUUCAUUACACUUUGUUUGCAGAACUUGACAUUUUUUUCCAUGGGAAACACAAAUUCAAUAGCAACUGUUGACCUAUCUAAUGCUUAUAAUGGUAUUGAAACAUAUGACGUCUUUAUAGUGGGAGUUCUCACAUUUGUUUCCAACUUUGCAGGUCCAAUAUUUUGGUCUUUAUCAUCAUUACAAUUGAUUUUCGAACCAAGUUUUAUUUUUUUCAAAGGUCCCGAUAAAACCAAUUUAGUCAAUUUCUCAACAUUAAAAUAUUCAAUAUUACUAAAUUCAGAUUAG
This is a messenger RNA of Lodderomyces pseudojiufengensis, 2451 nucleotides long. RefSeq names its product mannose-ethanolamine phosphotransferase (gene GPI7). The transcript has 4 exons. Gene Ontology annotation, cellular component: endoplasmic reticulum membrane. Lineage: Eukaryota; Fungi; Ascomycota; Pichiomycetes; Serinales; Debaryomycetaceae. The coding region runs from base 1 to 2451 and encodes 816 amino acids. The record is from RefSeq and is a predicted model, not a curated record. Gene Ontology annotation, biological process: GPI anchor biosynthetic process.